This is a messenger RNA of Linum tenue, 912 nucleotides long. The record is from the annotation of a GenBank genome assembly. NCBI's taxonomy places the organism in Eukaryota, Viridiplantae, Streptophyta, Magnoliopsida, Malpighiales, Linaceae.
AACGGAAUCCGGUCCUCCUCAAAAAAACCGUCGCCUCUCCUUCAAAGCCCCCCAUCUUCCUUUCUGAAUCCCCGGUCAGCUCCCCCGUCGUCCGCGGCGGCCUGCUUCUCCGACCUUCUACCGCUCUUUCUGUCUCUGACUCCAUCUAAUCGCUGGAGGGGUUUUUCUAAUUCGUCCGCUCGGGGAAUCAAUCAGAUCGACGAUGAGUCAUAUCCUUUCCUGAUUCCGCUUGUUUUUCUCUCCGAUCUCCCGAUUCUCACUCUCCCUUCCUCCGUACUUUCUAUCUGUUUGCCGAGUUGGAAUCAAUUGAUGUAGGGACGAAAAAGAAAAUCCUUGAGGAUUUCAGAUACGGCUGAGCUUAGCGCACGCGGUAACCAGAGGGACCGAGAUCGCGAAAGAGCACAAGCUAGGGCUGGUGGGAAGUCGAAGAAUCAGCCUAAAUCCGAUGGAUUGACUCCCGAGCAACGCCGUGAAAGGGACGCAAAGGCUCUGCAGGAGAAGACUGCUAGGAAGGCCGCACAGCAGGCGGCGGCCGGAGGAAACAACGCCGGCGGUGGAGGCGGCAAAACCAAGAAAUGACGCGUCACAAGUAGUGGGGGGUUGUAUAUUAGAUAGAUGGUCGUGGUGGGUAUUAUCUAUGGUGGAUCAAUCAGAUCUGGGGUGGGUGGGUGGGUGUUCUGUCCAUCAAUCAUGUUGUUUGAGUAACCAAGUAACCAUGUUUCUACUUGAGUGGCUUUGAAAUUGGAUUUGGAAUUCUCAACCCUCUGAUUUUGGCAUGAACAUUAUAAACCUGUUGUGCAAUCAUUUUGGGAGUUAAAGAAUACUAUGGGACCUCAAUCUGAUGAGUCAUACACUACAAUAUGGCAAGAAAGAAGAAGUGGAAGAACCCAACUGCGGGAUAUAUAAUUGAAC